This is a messenger RNA of Paramisgurnus dabryanus, 2109 nucleotides long. RefSeq names its product BRMS1 transcriptional repressor and anoikis regulator (gene brms1). The record is from RefSeq and is a predicted model, not a curated record. NCBI's taxonomy places the organism in Eukaryota, Metazoa, Chordata, Actinopteri, Cypriniformes, Cobitidae.
UUAUGUUGACACAAACGUAUGAAUGUCGAGGAAGUAGAGUUACCCGACGUCAAGUUGACUCGAAAUGCAAAUAUGUUCGAAAUAAAAUUAUAUUUUUCAAGACUUUCCAAGCAAUAACUGACUAUAAGUAUUGUUAGCAGUCAUGCCAGCUCAGCCCGCUGCAAGGGAGCCAGAGGAGGAGAUGGAGGCUGACCCUGAGGUUCCUCAAACUAAUGGGGAGGUGGAGGAGGAGCGAGAGAGAGCAGAAGCAGAGGAAACCAUGGAGGAGAGUGGAGAGGACCGGGAUAGUGACCUGGAGGAGAGUGAGGCAGAGGAAGAGGAGGAAGAAGAGGAAGAGAGUUCAGAAAUGGAUGAUGAAGAUUGUGAGAGAAGACGAACACAAUGCCUAGAUGAAAUGUCUGACUUGGAAAAACAAUUUAUGGAGCUAAAAGAAAAGCUCUUUCAAGAACGCCUAAACCAGGUCAAAAUGAAGCUGGAUGAUGUUUUAACAGGAAAGGCAGGAGAGUACAGAGAACCUCUGGCAACACUGCAACAGAACCUACAGCAGAGAACACAAGUAGCAGGUGUGUACAGAGAACUCUGUAUGCAGGUGGUCAGACACAAACAUGAAUGUGAGGUACAAGGGGCAAGACAACACCUUGAGAGUGAGAAGACACUUUUGUUUGAUGCCAUGAAAUCAGAACUUCUGGAGAAGAUACGCAGAUUGGAAGAGGACAAGCAGAGUGUAGAUAUUACAUCAGAGUGGUGGAAUGAUGGAGUGAGGAUGAAGAAGUGCAAGAGGAGGAGUCACCUGAUUCGCACAGAAAGGAAGAAGAAAGCAGCACUAGUGUCAGGGCCGUACAUAGUGUAUAUGCUGAGAGACAUUGAUAUACUGGAGGACUGGACUGCCAUUAAGAAGGCUAAAGCAGCGCUGAUUCCCUUGAAGAAAAAGGCAGACAACAGGCAGAUUUCAGUCAAGUGUGAAGGUGGGACUCUUGUCUAUGAUGGAGAGAGAUUCUCCAAAGGCAGCAGUGUCUUUCUAGAAGUCAGCGACGACACCCCAGCACAGGCUGUAAUAACAGGGAUCAGCACAGGAGAGAUCUGGUUCAAGCACACAGAUGGCAGCAAAACCAAAAUCUACGUCUCCCAGCUUCAGAAAGGCAAAUACACCAUACGAAAGACUUAGAGCCUAGUGAAGAGAAGACACUUAGAAAGUGUGUAUACCCACCCUUUAAUGCCUACCAAAUAACAUGCAUUAUGCCUACCAAAUAACCUUUUAAACAGUGGAUAAAUCCAGUUUAAUGCUAUGCUCUGAAAAUAAGUAGGCCAGAGAGUUUGCUAAAUUGACAAGUUUACCAAAUACAUUCUUAAUAAUAUGCCAAGUUGACUAUGUAUAGAGUUUGAUAUGCACUAGGAUCGUAAUUUUUGUUGAGUAAUUUAUUUUGAGAAAUGUAACAAAAGCAAGACUGCUACUGUAAUGAAUAUCAGCAUUUAUUAAUUUUUCGCUUAGUUUCAGGUAAGAUAACAUUUUAUAUUUUGUAUUCUUUGUGAAUGAAGAUGAUCUCUAAACAAGGCAAAGCAUCAAGCUUUGCAUGUCACCAAGCAUCCGUCUGAAAGAAAGUAUGUAAUAAUUUCCCCUCUCUAUGCAAAGCAUUCAGUUAUCACCCGGCUCCAGCUUUAUUUCUGGUUUUCAUGUUCUCGCCCCGAGCAAUAAUGAAACGUAGAAAACACGGUGUUGAGUUUGACUUCAUUUGGAGCAGAGCUCAGCCAAUCAAAUUACAGGACUAGAUUGUUGUAUAAUAAUUUGAAAAUUAAGGUCUAUUUCAAAUACACUAAAACAUAAGGGCUGCACUCACACAUCAAUUCUUUUACAUGUUGCAAAACCGGCUUAUCUGUUUUUUUUAUGUAUGAAGAAAACACAAUCAAGCAUCUUUAGUUACAGUAUAAUUGCACUUCAGAAUAAUAAGAGAUGUAAGUACAUUUUGAGACUGUUAUUCGAAUACCUAGUAUUUAUAGACUGUAAACUGAUCUGAUGAAAGAGGGUGCUUUUUAAGACUUAUUUAUGAAAUGUUCAAUGUAACCAUGUAUUUAUAACAAAAAGCAUUAUUAAAAUCUAAUGUUUUAUUACAA